UGGUAAUCAUGCGUGGUCGUGAGUUAGUGCCCUGCUUUUUCGCUGGUGUUCUUUGGGCGCUGCUGCAGCCUGGCUCCGGGUACCCGCCCGUGGUACCGAACGAAGACGGGGCUGUCGGCGGCCAGUUCCUUAUCAAAGUCAAGGCGGGAUUCGACGUAGAUGCAGUUGCUGAAGCAAUCGAGAACUUGAUCACACCAGAUGAAGACGGUAAAGUUCACGCAGAAAUCAAGUAUAUAAUCAAGAAAGCGGUUCCAGUCAUCGUAGCGAGAUUAGAUUUCAGUGCACAAGAUCAGAUUCAGAAAGUUCCGGGUAUUGAAUAUAUUGAAGAAGAUGGUAUAGUCAAGGAGGAGGACCUAUCUACGGAUAAGGAUACCAAAACCCAGAAAGACUACGGCUUGGAUCGGAUCAAUCAAAAAGAUAGCGGUUUAGAUGGCAAUGUCGACAUCAAAGGCAAAUUUGAAUUAUUGAAUAUUCAUAGCCUAAUGUCCAGUUGACUAUUAAUAUAAGUUGACGACUCUCC
Messenger RNA from Patiria miniata (bat star), 520 nucleotides. RefSeq lists its product as uncharacterized. The transcript is spliced from 3 exons. Bases 9 to 494 code for a protein of 161 amino acids. Lineage: Eukaryota; Metazoa; Echinodermata; Asteroidea; Valvatida; Asterinidae. The record is from RefSeq and is a predicted model, not a curated record.